CCUGAAUAAAGUUUUACGUUUUCAUAUGAUUUCUGACUAUAUGAAUGCGUGCGUGAAUACAAGAAGAAGUUUUGAUACAUCAUAAUCGCAGACAAAGAGGAGUAAAAGAAGUGACGGAUUUUCAAUCAUCAUAGAUGCUGCCUUUUGUGUGCUGCUGAAAUAGUACAAAUUGUGAAACACCUCUCGUCUUCGAGAGGAAUAUGAAAAUAGAAGAGCAAAUGCAAAAUUAUGAGGAAUAAGAGCAAGCGUGACACUAAGGACCCCUCUGACGAGGUUGGUCUAGACCAGCUGUUUCGAGCGGAUGACACACGUGCAGAAGAUGAUGACUAUGUAGAUGACGUUUUAGGCGAAGAUGAUGAAGACAUUUUGACUGGAGUCGAAGACACUGGGUUUCUCGAAGUGGUGAAAACAGUGGUGGAUAUCGACCUUGGAAACGGAGAGCAGCAACAACGAAGCGAUGUAGCGCCUGCCGUUCAGGAAGAUCUUGAGUCCCGUCUGAUGCAAGAGCUUCAGGCAAAUGUGACAGCGGCAACUGGAACAGCGUCGGUCGCGGAUCAGGGAAGUGUAGCAAAACUGGAGAUGGACCGAAGUUGCACGAGCAACGUGGUCCCAGCCGACGCACCAUCCAACACGCAUGCCCUGGCCGGAGCUUACGAUCCGGUACCGGACAAAACACAGGAGCGUGAGCUUGCCUUGUCUAGGUUCCUUGCUGACGACAGCACAACUGAUGUGGACAUUUUGCAGGGGUCGACGAGCAACGCAUGCGCUAGCAUCGGCCGCUCGUCGUUGAUGACGAGUACAACGACUAGUGCCAAUGCCAAAAGCGCGGCUCCUGCAAGCGGGAGCGAUAACGGGGGUUCAAGUUCAACAGGAAGAGGAAACUCUACGGCACCAGUGGCUAUGACCACCUUGACGCCUGUGUCAAAGGAAAAUCCAAGCGCGAACGCUGGUUCGCCAGCGAAGACGCCAAUGGGGUUAUUCUCAUCUUUUCUUGUAGAAGAGCUGCCGCGAACUAACAACAUUCGGCUCAGCAGGAAGGAACAAGCCGAAUUGCGAAACCGGAGCACCAGUACAACUUCGGCAGCCGAUGUUGGCGGUGGGAACAAAGGAAAUAACGGGGAAGAGGAGCAGCAUGACCAACUCGUUCAGGAUGCGCUUGCGAAGCUGCGCAGGGUAUUGAACCGGUCCUCACCCGCAAAGCCGAACGACGAGAAGAACAUGAAAGGUCGCGGGUCCAGUUCUCGGACGGGACGAGCGAUUGCGGUGAACAACGAGGCUGACGAGGAGGAAGAAGAAGAGGAUAGGGAGAGCGAUGAGGACGAAGACGACGAAAGCGAUACCAGCACCGAUGACGAGAAUAACGGCUUGUCUGAGUAUAAGAGCUUCAACCGCUUGAAACUGAACGCAAAGUACGUCGAAGAGCGGUUACUUGAGGCCGAGAGGGCGCGGGGGACAGGCAGAAAUGAUGCGGCGGACUCUCUCGACGGUGGCCUUGAUGCUCGCAAGAUGCGUACUUCGGGACAGGACUAUUUCCUCAGUUUAGACCCGGAUGUCGAGCGUAUUGUGGCAGCAGUGGAGAAACAUGAGGAUGAGAAGAUGCGUGCUAGGAAAAGCUCCACUCUGAACUCUUUCCUGCCAGGCGACAAUUCCUCUCCUCGUCCAGCGAGUACCGGAGUUUCACCAAGAGACUUGUCGCGUGAUAUCCUGGAGCACCCUGGCCCAAACAGUCCCAAGCGAAUGAGCGCCACGUUUGCCGCUGGUUUCGCGUCAGCCUAUAGCCCAGACGGGAGCUCGAAGAGUGGCAUUCAGUCGCUGUUGGCGGGUAGUCCCGCAGGAGGUAAAGUGGUUAGCACAUCGGCGACAACAAUGUUCGGCGAACCAGGAACAGAAAAGGGCCAGUUCUCCGAUGCAAACCUUCCAGAAAGGCCAAUCAGCCCGAAUGAGGAAGACAUAGCAGCAGUUCUCGGAAAACUGAAUCAGAGUCUCACGAGUUUCAAGGACGUCGGCGAUUUCGGAAGUGUAGUAUCACCAUCGAAAAAAGACGACGAAGCGAAUGAAUUUGCAGAAGACGGUGACGACGUGGAAGGUCCAGAAAAGCCGGGAGAGAAUGAUGGGUAUCUGCAUAGAAUGAUUGUGACAAAUCACGACAUGGAAUGUGCUUGAUGUGAUAAUUUGUUUUUCUGCGAGUUUUAAGUAUUCACUAUGCAGAAUCAGACUAUUGCUCAAACCACACCAAUAUUGAAAAACGACGGGGACAUGGACAUGCACAUGUGCUAGAAGUGCUCGAACUCCAACAAAGACAAACUAACUACAGACCUUCUCCUGGUAAGCGUGUUGAUUUAGUCGACGACGUUCUGGAAAGUUUGGAAAGUUGUAAGUCCGCGGUAGACAAGAUCCUUCAGGAGGCCACCGCGACACGCCCGAUAUUUAAGGGUGCUGGCGCUGCAGAGCGGGACGAGGCCGUGGAGAAACUAGCAGAGCAGUUGCGCGAUAAUGCUCAAGGCAAACCAGCUACACCAGGACGCAUAGCAAGGCGAGCCAGAGUGGACCGCCUUGUGCAACAGGUGCUGCAAAAGGAAAAACAAACAGAAGUUGACGCAGAACAGAGCAAGUACGCAGUUAAAGUUGUCACUGCGGAAGAGAGGGAGAAACAGAAGUUGGAGGUACGAUAUCAAUCUAGGCUAUGCUGACAUCAAGUACUUGUAAUUUCACAAAUCCAAAACAAAAAAUCAAUCAGGGUAGUUGUUUUCAAAAGACUUCAAUUCUUGGCGUCCUUCGUCUUCCUCAAAAUCGAAAUCAAAAAUUAGACAUUGCGUGCGGAGCAGGCUGCUGCAGCGGUCGAGCAAGAGCGAAAGCGCAAGAGGCGGACUGAGCUGAACAAAGUGAAGAAGAAGGCUAGCGAAAAAGUCUUGGCGUACUUCGAAACGAAGUAUCCUGUAAUGUCGGAGGUGGUAUCAAGCUUUGAGAACUGGAAGCAAACGGGUAGCGAUGCAAUCGCAGAACUCAUCUGGUCCGACACCUCCAUCCCGGCAGAGCGUUUCACCAAACUCAAGUCCUAUCAGAAGAUCAACCACUUUGUCGGUACUUCUUCUGUUUUCAUCUCUUCUUGUUCGUCGCAGUUAUUCUUAAUAUUGCACUAAAAGCAGUGCUCUACCUCUACAGUACCACUGGCUCUAGGCGGGUUUGUGAGUCACUUCAUGAUGUAAGUACUUGUAGCUGGUGUUAUUGUUAGGAUAUACUGGUCACCAACUUGGCCAAGCUCAUCUAUCUACCUCAUGCUGCAACCGCAAGUCAACAUCAUCUACUACAUUUAAUCUUUUCAUCUCGUGCAGGAAUGUGUGCUAUUACACGCAAAAACAACCUUGGUCGUAAUUUGAUUCGCAUGAAGAAGUACUAUCCGAAGGAAUACAAGUUUUUCCCGGACACGUGGAUUCUUCCUACCGAUAUGUCCGAUUUCAAGGCGCAGUUUCAGAACCAAUCGAAGAACAAGACCUACAUCAUCAAGCCCGACAACGGGUGUCAGGGACGAGGCAUCUUCUUGACGCGAGAAUGGCCGAGUCACAUCGACAUGACUAUGCCUCUAGUGGCGCAGAAAUAUCUGGCGAAGCCUUUGUUACUUGACGGACACAAGUUCGAUUUGCGGCUUUACGUACUCGUCACGGGCUGCGAUCCGCUGCGGAUUUACAUCCACGAGAAGGGACUUGUUCGUCUUGCUUCGGAGCGGUAUGUUGCGCCCAAGAGCAAGAACCUGGACAAGCAGAUGGUACACUUGACGAAUUACUCGAUCAACGCUAAGAACCCGAAAUUCGAGGAGAACGACGACGUCGACGACGGACGCACGGGCCAUAAACGUAGUUUGACGGCGGUAAUCGCGUAUCUCGCAGAGCAGGGCUGGGACACGGACAAACUGUUUGCGGAGAUUGAGGAAUUGAUUGUCAAAACCCUGAUUUCGAUCCAACCUUCGCUGCGACAUGUCUAUCGGAGUUGCCAACCAGAAGACGUGGAGAACAACAACAUGUGUUUCGAAAUCUUGGGCUUUGACGUGAUGAUCGACUCCAAGGGAAAGCCGUGGCUGCUGGAGGUGAAUCACGCUCCAAGUUUUGCGACAGAAAGCGAGGUAGACCGAGAUGCGAAGUACAACGUUUUGCGUGACACUUUUGCCAUGCUGCAGUUGAAUCCGGACCGUCGGAAGCGCUAUCGCAAAGAGAUGCUUGCGCGUGCAGAGGCACGAGUGAUGGGCGCCCCGGUCCUACGUGGCGGCAAGCUUACCGGAAACCGCUUUGUCUCCGGUGUGCAGGCAGCGGUGGCUGCGAGCAAAGAACAAAAAGAGUCCAACAGCGCAGCCUCAUCACCCGAGAAGGUGGGGACAGCCGCUACCGAGCAAGAUGAUGCGAAUCCCUCUGCAUCCGGGACAGCAACGGAGAACAAAGAUAGCGGCAGCAAUAGUGAUACAAAUGUAGAAGGGCAAGCGGUGCAAGUCUUGUCAGGCAAUAAUGCAGACGCACUGAUCGGGAGCACGGCUUCAUUGGGCGAUGGCGGCGUCGCUGCACCGAUCACUACUACAACGCUAUCGCCCGGCAAACAAAGGACUAAUGGGAACGCUGGAGCAGGGAAUGGCUCAACGGCAGAACCCACUACCUUGGCGUCGGGAGAUGGCAAAGCCGUUGCGAUGGUGGCUGAGAAGCCUUCCAUAGCUUUCGGUAGCACGAUGUCUCGCGGCAGUUACGAGUCGCCCGAGAAGACCACCCUCACAAAAAGAGGCCGAGGACACAACAAGAAUAAAGAGGAUGGGGAGCAACUCCCACAGUGGCCAACAGUUGCUUUUCCGAUUCUCAAGGAGCUGGAUCGCUGUGAGGAGGUGAAUGCAGUGCUCGAAACCACGCAAUUUCGCAAGCUCUAUCCGCCGCCAAGCAUUCAUGAUUUUGUGAAUCACUACGGAAAGUAUGUAGAUACCGCGUUCGACAUCUGGGAAACGCUCACGGGAAGCAAUAGUCGUCGCUACCGCUGCUUGGAUUGGAUCGACGACCAGUUGGCAGCCGCACAAAAAAGACUUGAGGCUGAGAAAAGCGGAAAAAACAGUCAGAAGAAGCCGUCAGUGAAAGAAAAGCUGGAAAAAGAACUGGAAGCGACGCAAGACGAGAUUAGUACUCAUUGUUCGUAAAUAUAGUCAUUUCAAUUUCUUGAAAUGUAAUAUUUUGCUUGCAUUUGUAUUUGAAUUCGUUGUUGUGCCAAAGCGUCAAGUUUGUGUGAUCAACAAGAAAUAUUAUAACGAACUCAAAAAACACCGCAAUCUCACGUACUUAUAAUAUUGUUGUUCAGAUCGUCGCGCGCAGAGCUUGCGAUCUCGUGCGCGGUCGGUAGGAGCCUGCUUGCCGCCAUCUGCAUCUGGUCCCUUGGCGAAUGCUACAAAGCACCCGAUAACUAUCAUCAGCAACAUCAAGUCUGGGGAAGGGGAUCAGAAAGAAGGCGACGGAACUGUUGAAGGAAGUGCGGACGCGAACGGGGACGAGCCGUCGACGACGGACUUGCUUAGCCAAGUUGCUAAUGGUUCCGCGAAGAGCGGCAGCGAGGAGGGAACGCCCACUAAUGGUGGCACUAAGGGGCAGGGACUAUCUUCGACUUUGGGAUUGGUGGUAUCGGGGCAAGGUAUGUCUGCGGGCUCGCAAGCGGAGCGCCCGGCGACGUCUGCGCUAGACGAUACAGACGCCUCUCCAGGAACAAUCGCGAGCAUUGUGGCCGACCGCUUGCGAAAAACGAUGCUGUCACGAGGACAUGCAGGCGUUGCUGGCCAGGCAGGAAUCGCCCCAGGUUCGGCGGGAAAUCCAUCGACAAUACCCUUGGUUGAUGUAUUGAAGAAUCAGCCGCUGGUGAAGGUCGAUGUUGCUAUGCGAAAUGGCGGGCCUCUUGUCGUACCAAACCCCUUGGAUGCAAACACGCUACUAGCAGGUGCAAAAAUUGUUCCCCCGGCAUCGACUGUAACUACCGUAACACCGCCAACAGCACCUACCGUGAAGUCAUUAGCAGUUGUGGAUGCACCCGCGGUGCCAACGGCGGCAGACGGUACGAAGGCAACGGAAGGAAAAAAGACCACCUCAAGGUAAAAGGCCUCCGCAGCCUUGUUGAAGUUCAAGUUUAACUUCGUAAGCAGCUCUUUAUAUAAUACCGCCCACGUGCCCCCGGCGUGUACACACGCCGGGGCAGGGCGGAAGGGUCUUGCAAAUGAUACGAGUUACAUAAAAUCCAUACGGCCUACCGGCGUGCUACGAAUUACGUAAAGCGCGGCGGGCUAUGGAAUAAGCUAAGCAGCUACAUGCUACAAGCUGCUACGUGCUACGUAAACACUCACCCAGGAAGCACCCGAAACGCCCAAAAGAAAAUACUUCAAACGAAUGAAGUAAACGAGUAACCGAAUACAUUUGCCGAGAGUCAAAUACUUAAGCAGAUCACUCCGGGCCUGCUGUUUUCGGUUCUCCUUCUCAGCGUAGUGGCCGGGUGAAGCACUCCGAUCGACUCCGCCCACCGUGAGAGCCUCGCGCGCUCCCUGGCCAAGGUUUUGGGCGUGGGCCCCCUACUCUUGGAGUGUGUUGCGUCUCCAGCAUGGCAGUGCCGCGAGGGGGGCCGCAGGCCUGUUGUUUUCGGUUCUCAGCAUAGUCUCGCUAUAUAGUAUUUAUAUUAGAGUAGUUUAUUAUAGAACGGAUGUAGGAUGGACUUGGAUGGAUCGGAUGGACCCCCCUGAUUCUUCCGAUCCUACUUGAGAUGGUGGGAAGUCCAUCCGAUCCAUCCGAUCCAUCCCAUCCCGGACCUGGCACCCCUAUAAACUGCUCUAUAAUAUAUAUUUAUAUGCUCCAGGGUUCAGGGGAGCAGCCUCCCCCUAGCGUAGGGGGGGCGUGGAUCCCCGGACCCCUUUUGAAGACUUGUGCCGGGGGUGGAAGGCUUGCAAAGGGGUCCAAGGGUGGACCCCCUCCGCUCCCUCCAGCUGCCUGCGUGUACCCUACAGACUUCCUACGUGCUUUGUCGCCGCAGCAGUGCGUCGGUUGUGGAAGGUCUCCGAAGGCGGCAAAACGCGCAAGGUUGGACCCCCUGGGCCGUGUGGCCUGUACCCUCCGGGCCCUUGGUCAUCGGCUUGCUUGCUCUUGAGACCGUGGCCGCCUUCGGCGGCCUUCUACCCCGGAGGCCUCCAGCCUGCGAGGUUCAGCAGAGGCCAGGCGGUCCCUUUGGAACAUGCAGAGAGGCGCAAGGGGACGCCCGCGCCCGGUUUUGACGCCUUCCACCCUAAGAAUCCGCGAAAAGCAGCGCGGAAAAGAGCGCGCAAGCGCCACCAAAGGGCCAACCACAGGGGGGGGGCGUGCGUCCCUGUGUCAUAUAUUUAGUUACAUUUUCGCUCUCGGCUUCAAGUUCGUAACUGAAAUGGUCAACGAUUGAAAACGAUGCUGAGUAACGAAUUCUCGUACUUCUUCUUGUUCUUGUACUUGAGCUACUUUUUGAACGACCUUCAGCAUUGCUUCUCUUUCAGGUAUGCUCAUUUGAAGAUUGGUGACGUGGUGCAAGUGUUGACAAACCUAGGCUGGGAGAAGGUCGUCGUCCGGCGAAAGCUGGAGAACGGCCGCCUAGAUAUUUUGUUCCAGGAUGGAGAGACGAUGCAUGAUGUGAUGCCUCGUCUCCACGAUAAGGUGUUAGGAUCUUCUGGCGCUUUGAAUAGUACGACAAGGUCUUCGGGUGCCGGUCAGCGAAACCCCAGCUCUUCUGGAUACGGAAAUCAAAACAGUGGUGGACUCUUAGCAACCGGCGUCGGCCGCCUUUCGCGCCAAAAUCACACGCGUUCUGCACAUCUGACACCUCUCAGAGCGGGCGGGAGUAAACCGGCCACGGCAAUGAGCAUAUCGGCGGCCACCUCCUCCAAGCUGGACGGCGAAGGGGACAGCAUAUUAACACACGGAAAGGACGCGGCAAUUUCCUCAGGCGAGGGAACAGGCGUUGACUCCGGUGCGCCAACAGCGCCUCCUCCACUACCUACAAAGGGUGAACAAAUGUCCGCGAGUACCACAACACAGGGACCACCGUCAGGCGCGACGAGUAGUUCAGAAGCUCAGUCAACAUCGGCUUCGGCGCCGCCAGCGAGUUCCACUAUUUUUCUCGCCCCACUAGCAGGCCCUGCAACUCCUGCAGCUGUCGGAGGGGUUCCUACUUCGUCGGCUGACCAAACAAGCAGCGACCCUAAGUACUCCCACUUCAUUCAGAUUCUAUCAGAGCCCAGCAAGACGCCAAUGAAAGUUGGGAAUCGCGGGGCAGGAGCGCAAACGCCAAGCUCAGGACAGCGCAGGACUACGACUAGCAUUAGUUAUGCGAGCGGGACGCCGGGAGCCCUAGGGCCUUCGGCGCCUGCGUUGAUUAUCAGUAACAGCAGUUCUUUUUCUGCUGCACCAAGCACUCCAGCUCGAAACGAACAGAAUACCACUGCCAGUACAAGUACACCAACACCGGGUACCCCUGCUGAUGGUCGUACCACAUCUGCCAAUUCAGGUGGGGUGCCAGCAGUUGGAGGAGCCGGCGUUGUGGGCGUGGGAGUGACCCCGAGUGCUAGUGGUCCGUCGACGUCACAAAGUCCUGGGAAUCCACCACUCUUACCAGCUGCAAAUCUCACAGCACCAACCGCUGGACCACCUAGUGCGCCUAGUAGUCCUCUCAACCGCGGCGCCACCGCUAGCAAUCCGGCUCCCAAUGCACUAACUUCCUCAGGUGGUCCAACAUCUUCACAGCUUAAUGCUUCUGCCUCGGCGCCGAACUUUCACAGCUCUUCUAGCACAAGUGCGGGAGACUCGUCAAAUUCUGCAGCGGCAGUAGGAGCCUCGCCUGUGGCCGUAGACAAUUCGCAGCAGACCUUGACCCAGCAUCUGAUGGAUCCUCGCUUUUUUGGUACAGCUUUUCGUGGCUUGUCCUCUUCGAGUAACACAGGCACUGCUUCCUCGCAGGCUCGGCCUGCGAAGUCAGCAGCUUUCAACGUUGCUUCUAACCUGUUUGUAAAGCCGAUGAUGCAUCGCGGUGCGCCGUUGCACACGCAAACGGCAGCCCCACCGAGCAGUGUGUUGGAUCCGAACCAGAGUCCCGCUGGUUCCGCUGCGGGUGGCGCCUCUUCGGGUACUACCAUGAUUUCCGGUGGUAACGGUGGCGUGCCAGCUGGAAGUGCGACUGCUGUUUCCAUGCCGACUACGCCCUCUGGUGCUCACGGCGUGCCUCCGGCCAGCACACUAACGCACCAAUAUCACCAGUACAGCGUGAGUGCGCUUGGAACAAGUGGAGUCGGGGUGGCGGCCCAUUUGAAGGUCAGCUGUAGCCCGAGCACGCCACAGCUCUACGCACGGCACUCUUCCCGAACUGGAAAUCGGACGAAAACGCUUAACCAGAUCGGGUCGAACAUCAUGCGCAGUCCGGACCGAAACUCCGUGUGGCGUCAAUCUGGUUCGAAUAAUUUUCAAAGUCCUGAUCCCAAAUUAAGAAAUCAAGAUAUUGUCAAUAAAGAAAAAUUUUUGAUUCAGUCGGAAGCACUCAUACGGCUCACACGAGGUAAGUAAUUCCAACAGAGAGAAUGUACGCGUGAUAUAGAUACUUCAUGUUCAUAUUCUCGUACCAAAAUUUUGCCUAACUUACAUGCUGGUCAAGUGCGAUUGACAGUGAACUGCACAGCAUCUAACUUAUGCUCUGAGUACCGGCGCAGUGGGCGGGAGUCAGGCGAGUCAUUUCCUCGAAAUGAACCAGCACAAGGCUCCUCGAAAUUUGUGGUCGAUGCCAGCGGCAAACAGCCAUGUGCGUCGUGCAAGGCACUGA
This is a messenger RNA of Amoebophrya sp. A25, 9822 nucleotides long. The record is from the annotation of a GenBank genome assembly. Lineage: Eukaryota; Dinophyceae; Syndiniales; Amoebophryaceae.